Molecule: messenger RNA, 1024 nt
Organism: Drosophila eugracilis
Lineage: Eukaryota; Metazoa; Arthropoda; Insecta; Diptera; Drosophilidae
Product: phenoloxidase-activating factor 2-like
Exons: 2
Coding region: 20-1024 (334 amino acids)
Biological process (GO): proteolysis
Molecular function (GO): serine-type endopeptidase activity
Source: RefSeq, a predicted model, not a curated record
CUGAGUUUGAAGUGAAAACAUGAAGCGGUUCUUGGCGAUCGGGGCCCUUCUUUUAGAAUGUGCUUUUUUGGGCAAUGCCUGCCCAUAUUACUGUGCCUCCAAGGAGCAGUGCUUACAAGAGGCAACUAUUUUCGAUUACCAUAGUCGUGAUUGCCCGGAUCAACAAGUUUGUUGUGGUAUUCUGAAUAAUAAUAAUCCACAACUACCGCAAGGUCCUUCUAAAAAUAAAGAGGAAUGUGGCAUGAGCAAUCCAAAUGGCUUGGAUUUUCAGUUAAUACCUGGCACAGGUGACACAAAGCCUGGCCAAUAUCCUUGGGUAGUGGCUCUUUUCAUCAAUGACGAUCUCUCUGGAAGCGGAUCCCUAAUUAGGCGGGAUGUUGUCCUUACAUCAGCUCAUAUCGUAGUGUAUAAAAAUGCAAAUGAUAUGGUGGUUAGAGCUGGCGAAUGGGAUAUGAACACCGAAGCGGAGGACUUUCAUUUUGAAGAGAGACAAGUAGAGAGGACAGAAAUCCACGAAAAAUUUAAUUAUACUGCUGGUGAUAAUAACGUGGCUCUACUCUUUCUACAAAAGCCGUACGAUUUAGGUGAACAUAUCAACACUAUAUGUUUGCCAACGCCACGAACAUCAUACGCCAAUCGUCAAUGUAUCGUUACCGGUUGGGGAAAGAAACAGUUCUGGAAUGUAGGAUAUUCUGCCGUUCUAAAAAAAGUGGUUUUGCCCAUGGUAGACAGAAGCUGGUGUCAAGAACAGUUGAGGAAAACUGCUUUGGGAUGGAAAUAUGAGCUUGCCCAAAGUCUUAUUUGUGCCGGAGGAGAGGCUAACCAGGAUGCUUGCACAGGAGAUGGAGGAUCCGCGCUAUUUUGCUCUAUUGGCGCCGAAAGUUCGAGAAUCUACGAGCAGAUUGGCAUUGUGAACUGGGGAAUGGGAUGUGGCCAGAAAGAUAUGCCUGGAACCUACACGAAUGUGGCGAUGUUUAGGGAGUGGAUUGACACUAAGUUAAUAGCCUUUUUUUAUAAGAAAUAA